AAACAAACUCUCUCUCUCAUCAAUUAACUUCUCAUUCUUCUUAGAGUCAUACAAACAUUGUGUUAACAUGGCUUAUUAUCAAUGCAUUCCAAACUUUGUGUUACCAUUUCUGGUUCUUACUUCUUCUUUCUUUAUCAGCAGCAUGAUGGUUGUCGAGGCACGCCAUUUGCUAGAAACUACUCCUAGCUUACCAAAGGUACCUGAGAUUCCAAAGCCCGAACUCCCAAAGAUGCCUGAGCUGCCAAAGUUAGAUAUUCCUAAGGUUCCUGAAGUACCAAAACCACAAGUCCCAAAGUUGCCCGAGGUGCCUCAUGAGCUACCAAAACCUGAAAUUCCUAAGGUUCCUGAAGUACCGAAACCCGAAGCGCCAAAGUUGCCUGAGGUGCCUCAUGAGCUGCCAAAGCCUGAAACUCCCAAGGUUCCUGAAGUGCCAAAACCCGAAGCCCCAAAGUUACCUGAGCUACCAAAGCCUGAACUCCCCAAAGUUCCUGAACUACCAAAGCCUGAAGUCCCUAAAUUGCACGAACUGAGCCAUGAUGAUGUCCCUAAGGUACCUGAAUUGCCAAAACUUGAUGCUCCUAAGGUGCCUGAAUUGCCAAAACUUGAUGCUCCUAAGUUGCCUGAAUUGCCAAAAUUCGAAGCUCCCAAGGUGCCUGAAUUACCAAAAUUUGAAGUUCCUAAGUUACCUGAAUUUCCCCAUGAACUUCCUAAGCCUGAAAUUCCGAAGUUACCUGAAAUCCCACAUGAGCUUCCUAAGCCCACAUUACCAACCAUUCCUUCCCUCAAUACUUCACCUCAGACCACUACUAAGCCUUGAACAUUUAAUGAAAUGCUAAUUUCAGUGCCAUAUUUAUAUACAUAUAUGGAUGAUCAUAUCAGAUAUUUAUCUAUACAUACAUUUAUACUCUUCGGCUGGAUUUAAACAUUUCUUGUUUAUGUGUCGGUUUGUGUUGAAGUAGCUUUAGCUAGCUAAAGGAGUGAUCUUCUUUCAUGGUUUAUUAUUCAUUACCAAUACUGUAUACGUGUUGUUGUAUUAAUCGGUUCUAUUCGAUUAUACUUUGUAUCUAAUUUUGUCUUAUAUAUAAUAAACUUUAUUUUUCAGACUCUUAA
Messenger RNA from Humulus lupulus (European hop), 1110 nucleotides. RefSeq names its product protein PELPK1-like. The transcript has a single exon. The coding region runs from base 68 to 817 and encodes 249 amino acids. Lineage: Eukaryota; Viridiplantae; Streptophyta; Magnoliopsida; Rosales; Cannabaceae. The record is from RefSeq and is a predicted model, not a curated record.